GUCACUCGGGCAUGUAGGAGGCACACUGAUCUACCUAACACAGGGGAUAGACUAGAAGUCGGAUUUUCUGGUUGUACCGUCUCGGAUUAAUUAAAGCGGACAACGUUGUCUUGUGAGAGUGACCCCCUACGGAAGUCCAACAUUUGGUGACCUACUUCCUUCCUCGGCCAGACGUGAGCUUCUGGACCUGGGACCAACUCAGCCAUGCCGGCCGCUAACAUGGACUCCAUCAUGAACAAGUUCGCGGCGGCUGUGGUCGUAGAGCCAAUCAAAGACGACGACUUCGUGGACCGCCUACAUUAUCACGUGACCGUGGCUGUGCUGUUUACCCUGACCGUCGGGUCCGGAAUGAAGGAGUAUGCGUCUCACCCCAUCGACUGUUGGAUGCCCCCCGGCCUCACAGACGCCUCGGUACAGAAUCACAUCAACAGCUACUGCUGGACGGCGCCACUGCGCUACCCAAAGUACAAGGUCUCAGCGCCUCAGAAUGACUCCAACCCCAUCCCCCUGUUGGAGCAAUCCGAGUCGCAAUCGUUGACCCAUAUGAGAACUGCCUUCUAUCGUUGGGUCACUCUGCUCUUUAUAGCCCAGAUCAUUCUGUUCCGGCUGCCCAACUCGAUCUACCGCAAGCUCCACACCACCACGGACAUCCGGCGGAUCCGAGACUUGGUGGUACAGGCUCAGAGCGAGGAGGACGAGAAGAAAAAGGAGAAGGAGCUGAACGAGGUGGUCACCACUUUUGAGGACUGGAUCAUUGGCUAUAAGGACGAGAACGACGUCGAAAAACCAACCGAAGGCUUCAUCGAGUUGACGAUGAACUGCGGCUCGGGGAAGAAAUCUGGGCGGUAUUGGUCUGCGCUGUAUCUCGGGAUGAAACUUCUCAAUCUGAUCAACACGGUCGGGAAUUUCGUGCUGAUAACUCUGAGUCUUGACUUCAACUUCUGGAAGUAUGGCUUGGUUCUCAUCUACAGCCUCAUCGUUCACGGAGAUUGGCACGACCCCUACAACUUCCCACGACUCCUCAUGUGUGACUUCGCCGUAGAGGGCGCUCAGGCCAGCGAGUUGACCAACGGGAACAGCACGUCCGUCGUCUUCCAGCUACAGUGCACCAUGUCUAUCAACGAGCUACUGGAGAAAAUCUUCGCCAUCGAGUGGUUCUGGCUGAUUUUCUUGUUCGUCACCACUUUGGUGAACCUAUUCCGGUGGAUCAUCAAAACCAUCCCGCCUCUGAAUGUCUUCUACUUCGUGAAGGACUACGAGUCGUCCAUGAAGUCGUUCGGCACUGUAGAGAAAGGAAUCUCCGCCAUCAUCACGGGGACGCUGGACGAGUCUGUGUACGACAAGGAGAAGAGGAACAGAGAGGAGUUUAUCCUCAACUACCUCAAAUGUGACGGCGUCCUGGUGCUCCGGAUGCUGGACAUGAACCAUGACCGCACGGUGGUUCUGGACAUCGUCAAGUCACUGUGGCUCAGGUACCACAUGAACAAACACUUGCACUUUGACCCCGAGAAGGUGGCCACGGCCCUGGUACACAUGGAAUCCGAGGAGGAAGAGGAGGACGAGGAAAGGAACGAGUAAAAGGGGGGAAAGCCUCCAUAACAUGGAAUAGGCGAAGGGAGAGAAAUACUAUUAAUAAUAAUAAUAGAUAGCAUUUGUGUAGCGCACAUCCCCGCUCAACAGCAGGCUCUAUGCGCUUUGCACUAUAUUAUUACCCCAGCAGACCAUAGAACACUCCGAAACAUUCUCAGCUUCCCGGGAAAGGAAAAGGAAAAGGAAGAAGAGCCUCAAUAAGUGAAAGCACAGCCUUACUUUGUAGACAUGGAAUCGAUGGAUGGAGAGGAAGACGAGGAAAAGGACGAGGAAAAGAGAGGAAAACCCCAAUAACAUGGAAUCCGCAGAGGGAGAGAAGGACGAGGAAAAGGACGAGGAAAAGGGAAAGGAAAAAGGAGGAGAGCCUGAAUAAUAUGGAAUUGGCGAAAGGAGAGAAGGACGAGGAAAAGGGAAAGGGAAAGGGAGGAAAGCCUCAAUGAUAUGGAAUCCGUGGGAGAGAAGGAGGACGAGGAAAAGGGAGGAGAGCCUAAAUAAGUGAACGCAUAGCCUCAUUUUGUAGACAUGGAAUCGGCGGAGGGAGAGGAGGACGAGGAAAAGGAAAGGGAAAAGGAAACGGAAAAGGGAGGAGAGCGUAAAUAAUAUGGAAUCGGCGGAGGGAGAGAAGGACGAGGAAAAGGAAAAAGAAAAGGGAGGAAAGCCUCAGUAAGUGAACACACAGCCUUAUUUUGUAGAUAUGAGUGAUUGGCGGGUGCUCUGGUGUGGUUUGCUCCUUCUUUCCUGUCUGUCGUCUUUAUCUCCCCUCCUU
Molecule: messenger RNA, 2356 nt
Organism: Aplysia californica (California sea hare)
Lineage: Eukaryota; Metazoa; Mollusca; Gastropoda; Aplysiida; Aplysiidae
Product: innexin unc-9
Exons: 6
Coding region: 205-1578 (457 amino acids)
Cellular component (GO): plasma membrane; gap junction
Molecular function (GO): gap junction channel activity
Source: RefSeq, a predicted model, not a curated record